AUGUAUUCUAAAGCUAUCUUCUUCCUCAUUUUCUCUGUCAUCUUAUUCAUUUCUUGCUCAGUCCUCGUCGGAACCGUCGACAUCAGAUCCUACUUCUUCCCUCUUCUUCAGUCUCAGCCAAUUUCCCCCUUCCCUUGUACCACUGACCCUCCUCUCAGAGUCUACAUGUAUGACCUUCCUCGUCGUUUCAAUGUCGGCAUACUUAAUCGCCGGAACUUGGACCAGACUCCUGUCACCGCCUCCACUUGGCCUCCCUGGCCUAGAAACUCGGGAUUGAAGCGACAGCAUAGCGUGGAGUACUGGAUGAUGGGUUCGCUUUUACACGAAGCUACUGGCGAUGGCAGAGAUGCGGUUAGAGUUAUGGAUCCGGAGAAUGCCGAUGCCUUUUUUGUGCCGUUUUUCUCUUCCUUGAGUUUUAAUUCACAUGGACGUAAUAUGACCGAUCCGGCUACGGAGGUGGAUCACCAAUUGCAGAUUGAUCUCAUGAAAUUCUUGAGCGAAUCCAAGUACUGGCAGAGAUCUAAAGGCAGAGACCAUGUCAUUCCUAUGACACAUCCUAAUGCUUUCAGAUUUCUCCGAAACCAGGUGAAUGCCUCAAUUCAAAUUGUCGUGGAUUUUGGUCGGUAUCCAAAAACCAUGUCAAAUUUGGGCAAAGAUGUGGUAGCACCAUAUGUGCACGUUGUGAGUUCUUUCAUUGAUGACAACCCUCCAGACCCAUUUGAGUCUCGCCCAACACUUCUCUUCUUUCAGGGAAAGACAUUCAGAAAAGAUGAUGGCAUUAUUCGUGUCAAAUUAGCAAAGAUAUUAGAUGGUUAUGACGAUGUUCACUAUGAACGAAGUGCUGCAACAGAGAAAAGCAUAAAGACGUCUUCUCAAGGGAUGCGAUCGUCAAAGUUCUGUCUGCAUCCUGCCGGAGACACUCCAUCAUCUUGCCGGCUAUUUGAUGCUAUUGUAAGCCACUGUGUUCCCGUUAUCGUAAGUGAUCAAAUAGAGCUGCCAUACGAGGAUGAAAUCGACUACAGUCAAUUCACAUUGUUUUUUUCCUUCGAAGAGGCACUGCAACCUGGUUACAUGGUUGAGAAACUCAGGGAAUUUCCUAAAGAGAGAUGGAUUGAAAUGUGGAAGCAACUAAAGGAAAUCUCCCGUCACUAUGAAUUUCAGUACCCUCCAAAGAAAGAAGAUGCUGUCAACAUGUUAUGGAGACAGGUGAAGCACAAGCUUCCUGCAGUUAAACUCGCCGUUCACCGUAGCAGACGGUUGAAAGUCCCGGACUGGUGGCAGAGAAGAUGAACACUGGAGUUGUAUUUUUUUAUCUAGUCCAGCAUCUCUAAACUCUCACUUCCCCUAACCAAUUCAUAUUGCACUUCUGGUCUUGUGCCGAUUCCAAUAAUCUUCCGCCAUCUCAAAGCCUGGUUUGAUACCAAAUUAGGUACCACUUUCUACUCACGGUUCCAAUAGUUGAUAUUCCGUUGUUGUAAUUUCACAAUCACUUGAGUUCUCUAAUUGUGGAGGCUUUGUACAGACAUGUUGAGAAUUUUUGAGGAUUUUGUUUCUUGGGCUGCCUGUUUGUAAUAGGAAUUCUUUGUAAUUUCAUUGCUUGGAUCAUGUUACUGUCAUAAGAUCCAAAAGGGGUUAUAGAUAAUUGUAUUCUUGGAGUUAUACAAAGUGAAUUGGAAUCUCGUGCUUAGACAGAAUGUUGGCAUCAUUAUGUUAUUUUUUU
Cucumis sativus (cucumber) is the source of this 1720-nucleotide messenger RNA. RefSeq names its product probable arabinosyltransferase ARAD1. The record is from RefSeq and is a predicted model, not a curated record. Gene Ontology annotation, molecular function: glycosyltransferase activity. The transcript is spliced from 4 exons. Lineage: Eukaryota; Viridiplantae; Streptophyta; Magnoliopsida; Cucurbitales; Cucurbitaceae. Bases 1 to 1290 code for a protein of 429 amino acids.